This is a messenger RNA of Paramormyrops kingsleyae, 5701 nucleotides long. RefSeq names its product ubiquitin specific peptidase 7 (herpes virus-associated) (gene usp7). Gene Ontology annotation, cellular component: nucleus; cytosol. Gene Ontology annotation, molecular function: protein binding; cysteine-type deubiquitinase activity. NCBI's taxonomy places the organism in Eukaryota, Metazoa, Chordata, Actinopteri, Osteoglossiformes, Mormyridae. The record is from RefSeq and is a predicted model, not a curated record. Gene Ontology annotation, biological process: regulation of protein stability; protein deubiquitination.
GAGCGCGACCGCCAUUUUGAGUUUUACCUCAAACGGAACAUCACAAACCGAGAGAGUGGGGCGAGAAGCUUGGCUGUGACUGGGCUCAGAAAGAGAAAAGGCCAUCGCAUAUAUUAGAAAACAAGAAGAAUUGCGACGACAGUAACCGUCACCAUCAUCGACGGCUGCACUCGACCGCGAAAAGCUGGAGCGUGUCCGUCCGUGUUGGUAAAUACGGUGGUUUCAUGUCAGGGGGGGAGGAGGAGGAAAAAAAAAAAGUCGAGCACCGGCCGGGCGCCUCGCGUCGCAUCGCCGCCGAACUUCCAAAUUAGCGCGAUUCCCGAUUAGCGGCGCGUUUGAAUGGAUAGCUUCUCUAGUCGCUCUCCCCCAGUAGCGGGACGGUCGGAGGGGCGCACGGACUGGAAAGGCUGCCGCGGAAGCUGUGUUUGAGCCGAUAUAAAUAUCCCGAGAUCGCCUCGAUUUAAAUAUACGCAGAUAUACGCGCGUCGGCGUGGUGUAGCCCAUUCGGCCCGGGCUUUAGCUGCCUGUCUGGCGUUAGCUAGCCGUUAGCACCCUGUUUGUGCUCACCGGCUGCGGGUAGCGGUGCAUCUCUGCCCGACUGCUUCACUCACCUCGCCUGCCGCCCCAUAUUUUUGGGGUAAAGGCGCACUGACUUAUUUUAUUCACGCGUUGGAGCCCCGGUUUAUCUAGCGCCGCGUAGCCUCCCCCCCGUUAAGGCGCCGAGAUUGGGCGAAUAGCGAGCAAAUACGUCCGCGUUUCGCUGCCUGCUCCCCCGCCGACCUCCCACCCCCAGUCCCCGGUGCUGACGGCAGAUAAGGCCCAGGUCGUCUCGGAGCAGGCCCGGCUGCCCGGACUCGACCCGUUGUCCGCACCUCCGCGCUCGCAGGCCCCCCACCAGCCGCCCCGAACCCAGCCGACCCCAGAAGCGACGUCGGAGAAGGCCGAGGGGAUAGAAGAGGAAACCGAGCGCCGCGCCGCAACACCCGUCGACAUGAACCACCACCAUCACCAUCACACCCAGCAGCAGCAGCAGAAGACCGGCGAGCAGCAGCUCAGCGAGCCCGAGGAUAUGGAAAUGGAAGCUGGAGACACCGAUGAUCCCCCGAGAAUCCCUCCGAACCCCGUCAUCAACGGAAACGUAGCCAUGGCUGACGGCCACAACAACACAGAGGAGGAUAUGGAGGAUGACACCAGCUGGAGAUCCGAGUCCACCUUCCGCUUCGUGGUUGAGCGCUUCAGCCGGCUCAGCGAGUCCGUGCUCAGCCCAUCCUGCUUCGUGAGGAACCUACCGUGGAAGAUCAUGGUGAUGCCGCGCUUUUAUCCCGACCGACCCCACCAGAAGAGCGUCGGCUUCUUCCUGCAGUGCAACGCUGAGUCCGACUCCACGUCCUGGUCCUGCCAUGCCCAGGCCAUGCUGAAAAUAAUCAAUUUCAAAGACGACGAGAAGUCUUUCAGCCGGAGGAUCAGCCACCUCUUCUUCCACAAGGAGAACGACUGGGGUUUCUCCAACUUCAUGUCAUGGAGCGAUGUCACAGAUCCAGAGAGGGGCUUCAUCGAAGACGACAAGGUGACCUUCGAGGUCUACGUCCAGGCUGAUGCCCCGCAUGGAGUGGCGUGGGAUUCGAAGAAACACACAGGCUACGUGGGCUUAAAGAACCAAGGGGCCACGUGUUACAUGAACAGCUUACUGCAGACGCUGUUCUUUACCAACCAGCUUCGGCGGGCCGUGUACAUGAUGCCCACUGAGGGGGACGACUCAUCAAAGAGCGUCCCGCUGGCGCUGCAGAGGGUCUUCUACGAGCUGCAGCACAGCGACAAGCCGGUGGGCACGAAGAAGCUGACCAAGUCGUUCGGGUGGGAAACGCUGGACAGCUUCAUGCAGCACGAUGUGCAGGAGCUGUGCAGGGUGCUCCUUGACAAUGUGGAGAACAAGAUGAAAGGCACGUGUGUGGAAGGCACCAUCCCAAAGCUCUUCCGAGGGAAGAUGGUGUCCUAUAUCCAGUGUAAGCAUGUGGACUACAGAUCUGAACGAAUAGAGGAUUACUACGACAUCCAACUGGGCAUUAAAGGAAAGAAGAACAUUUUUGAGUCCUUCAAGGAUUAUGUGGCCGUGGAGCAGCUGGAUGGGGACAACAAGUACGACGCGGGGGAGCACGGUCUGCAGGAAGCUGAAAAGGGGGUGAAGUUUCUGACAUUCCCCCCGAUUCUGCAUCUGCAGCUGAUGAGGUUCAUGUACGACCCUCAGACAGACCAAAACAUCAAGAUAAAUGACAGGUUCGAGUUUCCCGAGCAACUGCCCCUGGACGAGUUCCUGCAGAAGCCGGAUGUCAAAGAUCCUGCGAACUACAUCUUGCACGCCGUCCUGGUGCACAGCGGCGACAACCACGGCGGCCAUUACGUCGUCUACCUCAAUCCCAAAGGAGACGGCAAGUGGUGCAAGUUCGACGACGACGUCGUGUCCAGAUGUACGAAGGAGGAGGCGAUCGAACACAACUACGGCGGGCAUGACGACGACCUCUCUGUGCGCCAUUGUACCAACGCUUACAUGCUGGUGUACAUCCGAGAGUCCAAGCUCAGCGAGGUGCUGCAGCCCGUCACAGACAUGGACAUCCCACAGCAGCUAGUUGAGAGGCUGCAGGAGGAGAAGAGGGUGGAGGCCCAGAAGCGUAAGGAACGUCAAGAGGCCCACCUCUACAUGCAGGUCCAGAUUGUCACCGAGGAUCAGUUCUGUGGCCACCAGGGCAACGACAUGUAUGACGAGGAGAAGGUGAAGUACACAGUGUUCAAGGUCCUAAAGAACUCCACACUGGCAGAGUUCGUCCAGAACCUCUCACAGAACAUGGGAUUCCCGCAGGACCAAAUCCGGCUCUGGCCCAUGCAGGCCAGGAGCAACGGCACCAAGAGACCAGCCAUGUUGGAUUACGAAGCCGAUUGCAGCAAGUCCAUGAUUGAUCUGAGCGAUAACGAGAACCCAUGGACAAUUUUUCUGGAGACCGUGGACCCAGAAAUGGCUGCUAGUGGUGCAACAUUGCCCAAGUUCGACAAAGACCAUGAUGUGAUGUUGUUCUUGAAAAUGUAUGAUCCGAAAACAAAGAGCUUAAAUUAUUGUGGACAUAUCUACACACCUAUAUCUUGUAAAAUACGAGACUUGCUGCAAGUCAUGUGUGAAAGAGCAGGAUUUCAGCAAGGAACUAACCUUAUCCUCUAUGAGGAAGUUAAACCGAAUUUAACGGAGCGGAUUCAGGACUACGACGUCUCCUUGGACAAGGCUCUGGAUGAGCUCAUGGAUGGGGAUAUAAUAGUGUUUCAGAAGGAUGACCCCGAGAAUGAUGCAGGUGAUCUGCUGACUGCAAAAGACUACUUCAGAGACUUGUACCAUCGCGUUGAUGUCAUCUUCUGUGACAAAACCAUUCACAACGAUCCAGGCUUCGUUGUAACGCUUUCAAACAGGAUGAACUACUUCCAGGUGGCGAAGACUGUUGCUCAGAGACUAAACACCGACCCCAUGCUCCUGCAGUUUUUCAAGUCCCAAGGAUACCGCGAUGGACCAGGCAACCCCCUCAGACACAACUAUGAAGGCACCCUACGAGACUUGCUGCAGUUCUUCAAACCCAGGCAGCCCAAAAAGCUGUACUAUCAGCAGCUGAAGAUGAAGAUCACAGAUUUCGAGAACAGGAGGAGCUUCAAGUCCAUAUGGCUGAACAGUCAGUUCCGGGAAGAGGAAAUAACACUAUACCCUGACAAGCAUGGCUGUGUGCGUGACCUUCUGGAGGAGUGUAAGAAGGCGGUGGAACUAUCUGAGAAGGGUUCUGAAAAGCUGAGGCUGCUAGAAAUUGUAAGCUACAAAAUAAUUGGAGUUCACCAAGAGGAUGAGUUGUUGGAGUGCUUAUCCCCCGCAGCGAGCCGGACGUUCAGAAUAGAGGAAAUCUCCCUGGACCAGGUGAACCUUGACAAGGAGAAAGAGAUGCUGAUUCCUGUUGCACAUUUUCACAAGGAAGUCUUCGGGACAUUCGGGAUUCCUUUCCUGCUGAAGAUUCGCCAGGGCGAACCGUUCAGAGAGGUCAUGAGAAGAAUUCAGACCAUGCUGGACAUCCAGGAAAAGGAGUUUGAAAAGUUCAAGUUUGCGAUCGUCAUGAUGGGACGACAUCAGUACAUCAAUGAAGACGAAUACGAAGUAAAUCUUAAAGAUUUUGAGCCACAGCCAGGGAACAUGUCUCACCCCAGGCCUUGGUUAGGGCUUGACCAUUUUAACAAAGCCCCGAAGAGAGGCCGCUACACUUACCUGGAAAAAGCAAUCAAGAUACACAACUGACGUCCCCACCCCAACCCGCUGUACUAAAGACUUUAACCAAACCCUUUGUGUGCAUCAUUUUAACAGCCGCAGAGUUUGGGCGUUUGGGUACACACGCACCGUUUAUGAAGUCUUCAGCAAAACGGAUCGCUGCUCCUUUUCCCCUUUUUUUGGGUUCUUUUUUGAGGCUGUUCGAUUUGGCUUCUAUGUAACUAUUGACUGCCUAUUUUUGUCUGGAAGAAUUCAUUGGAUUUUAACACGAGAGGACUGUAUGAACUUAGGGGUUUUUUUUUUUUUUUGGGUUUUGUUUUUAAAAAAAGCUGCUGCCUGGGGGGCGGAGCAGAGGGAUAGAUGGAGGGAGGGGCCAUUUUUGCAGGAAGGCGUCUGACCUGGUCGCAAGAACCGCAGCUGGCUUGGGCUUGCUAGUUGCCUAACGUGGUUGUCAUAUUUUCCUGGUCCCUUAGUGCAACUAGUUCACUUCAUGUUUACACAAUUCUUUCUCACUUAGUUUGGUUGGAGGAAUUCAGUUUUGUCUUCUUUCAAAUCUUGUAUAAUAAAAAAAACCACAGCAUCCAUUAAAAAAAACAAAAAAAAAAAUCUAAGCGUCUGUACUUCAUCUUGCACGUUGGCACUUAAAUCGCAAAGAUGAUACAUUUUUCAGCACUGUUAAAUGUAAUCUUUGAUCCUCCCCCCCGCUUGUUUCAGUUUCCGGAACUCUCCUCGCCAUUUUGUUCCCGCCUUGUUGGCCCCUGUCCUUUUGCUGUGGGUUUGGUGACGCCGUUCGGGCUUCUGAUCGGCUCGAGGGGUUUUUACUGUAGUGUACAUUGGCAACAAACAGCACACCCUUCGCGGUAAUGGGUUUAGGACAGUGUUUCCCAAUCCUGUCCCUGUAGACCCAUAGCCAAUCCACGUAUUUGCUCCCUCUGAGUGGCCUACCAGGAGAGUCUACAUUUUUGCUCCCUCCCAGCUAGGGAGCAAAAACAGGGACUGUCUCUGGGUCCCCCAAGGACCAGAUUAGGAAACACUGGUUUAGGAUAUAGUGAAACCAGCAUUAUAAACGGAAAUCCAGCCCUUUCCAAGCACAGGAGACGUGCUCCCUAGGGUGUAGUUGGCUUUGUAAAGAAAUUCAAAUUGUAUAUUUAAAGAAUGGACAUGUAAAAUUAAACACAAAUUUUGUUGGUUACAACACAGUUCAGAUGUUCAUAUUCCUUGUGUGUAGUUUUUUUUCCUGAUUUUUGUUUAUUAACUAAUGGCAACAGUGUCUAGUUAAAGUGCAGUACAAAGAUGACCUUCAGAUCAUAUCUUUUCUCCAGUCUAAUUCCUCCCUGUAGCAGCAGUGUACGACAACUAUUCCUGUAUAUUGCCUUUUUGCUGGAAAAUGUAUGUUGAAUAAAAUUUUCUAUAAAAUGC